CUGAAUAACGACCCUGAAUUCAACCAGUUAUCGAUGUGACCUUGAAAUCUUCGAAUCAAUUGAAUCUCAAUUUACGACCAAUCAUAUACUGCGUAGUUUCCGUCCAUGUUUUUUUCUAUAUAAAGCUAUAUAAAUUGGCCUGGUUUGUUAUUCUAAUCAACUAAAUACUAAGAAUUAAUACCGUUUAAUAAUGCCGUUAACAUCACGUUCACCUUACGACAGUAAAACACUACUUGCUAAGUAUUAUGAUUUGCCUCAACCUGAUGACAAAAUUCAAGUUAUGUACGUAUGGAUAGACGGAAGUGGAGAAAAUUUACGCUGCAAAACAAUGACUUUACAAGAAGAACCAAAAGUUCCAGAAGACUGUCCAAUAUGGAAUUUUGAUGGAAGUAGUACGGGUCAAGCUGAAGGUUCUAAUUCUGAUGUUUAUUUAAAACCGUGUGCAAUGUUCCGUGAUCCAUUUCGUGGUGGCAAAAAUAAAUUAGUCUUAUGUGAAACUUAUAAUUACGAUAAGAAACCACAUGUUUCAAAUCAUCGUUAUCUUUGUAAUCUUGUCAUGGAGAAAGCAAAAUCUCACCAACCAUGGUUCGGUAUCGAACAAGAAUAUGCUCUAUUAGACAUCGAUGGUUAUCCAUUACAAUGGCCUAAAAAUGGUUUUCCUCCACCUCAAGGACCUUAUUAUUGUUCUGUUGGAGCUGGUAAAGCACUUGGUCGUGAUAUACCAGAAGCUUUAUACAGAGCAUGCAUGUAUGCAGGAGUUAAAAUUUGUGGUAGCAAUGCAGAAGUUAUGCCAUCACAAUGGGAAUUUCAAGUUGGACCAUGUGAAGGUGUCUCAGCUGGUGAUCAUUUAUGGAUGGCUAGAUUUAUAUUACAUCGUGUAGCUGAAGACUUUGGAGUGAUUGUGUCACUAGACCCGAAACCAAUGCCUGGUAACUGGAAUGGUUCAGGAGCGCAUACAAACUAUUCAACUCAGGCUAUGAGGGAUCCAAAAUCAGGUUUACAAGCAAUAGAAGAUGCUAUUGAAAAACUAUCACAUAAACACAUGGAACAUAUUCAAUGUUAUGAUCCUAAACAUGGUUUAGACAAUCAAAGACGUUUGACUGGUAAUCAUGAAACAAGCAGUAUUAAUGAUUUUUCAUCUGGUGUUGCAAAUAGAGGCAGUAGUAUACGUAUUCCAAGACAAGUUGCUGAAAAUGGUUGUGGUUAUUUGGAAGAUAGACGUCCAUCAUCCAAUUGUGAUCCAUACAUGGUCACCAGAAUGUUAGUAGAAACAACAUGUCUUUAAUUAUUAUUACCAUUAUUUAUAAAAUAAUGAAGAACUAAUACACAACAAAGAAAUCAAUUUUUAUUUAAAAACAUAAUGUUACUAAAUAAUAUCGAAUGUUCCCAUAUAAUCACUUCAUUUUGUUAGUGGUUGCAAUAAAUUUAAAAACUGUAUUUACAUAAUUUUGAUAACCGUUGUCAUCAUUAAUUUUUCUCCAUUGUUUACGAAGUUAUCAUCGUCAUCAAAAGCAGAUGCAAGAGCAGUAGUGUCGUUAUUAUUGACUUUUCAAUGAUCGAACAAUUUUUAUUUUCUAGUAUUUUCUAUCAUACAAAUUUAUAGUUUACUUAGUGAACUAAUCAUUAUCCCAGUUACUGUUUAAUUAUUGAACCAUUCACAACAAAGGGAUUAAGAAAUGUUAAAUAUUGAUUUGAGUUUUCUAAACAAAUAAACACAUACACCAUCUUUUCUGUUUGUCCUUUUAUAUCACUUGUCAUUUAAAUUUAUCGUUUGUGAUUUAUAUAAGAAAAAUCGUUUUAUUUUUUAUUUUAAAAAGUUAUGAAUAAAAAACAUUAAGAAAUGAAUUAUGAAA
Schistosoma intercalatum is the source of this 1853-nucleotide messenger RNA. NCBI's taxonomy places the organism in Eukaryota, Metazoa, Platyhelminthes, Trematoda, Strigeidida, Schistosomatidae. The record is from the annotation of a GenBank genome assembly.